AGAAGUCGACCCCACACAUAACAUCACGCCUGCCUGAUACCCCAUCCAGCAGUGCAUCACCCCUGCCUUAUUAGGCAGGGAGCUACAUGUCCGGGCAGAGGGGUUUCCCCGAGGCCCGCUCCGUGCCCCCCCCUAAGGGGGUACGACGACCCCACGACGCUGCAAAUUCAGUUCGAGACAGCGAGCCGACGAGUCAAGACCUCUCCAGAAGAAGAGGAGAGAGCCGUCGAAGAAGAAGAGACUCGCUCCUACGCCCUGCGCCGGUCAAGCCACGAGGACCGUGUGAACGCCAUACUUGAAGCCUUCGUUAUUUUCCUCGAACCAAUCCCAGCACCCGUUCCGCGACAGCCACUGCGGCAAUACUCGAGCCACCACGUUUCAACGAGAGUAAGAAGUCUAAAAAUCACACGUGGUGGCCGAAACCUGAGCGGUGGCCGUCCGGAAUAUUGGUCCUUCGAGCCGGAUUCAUUUGAGGAAGAUCGAAGAAAAUUGAAGAUUGAAGAUUGAAGAAAUGGUGCUCACACGGCCCGAGAAGAUGAGGUCGUCACGCCUUGACCGGCCCGGCAACGAAGCUGUCUCGGGCUCAACAUCACAAGACGCACAGCAACGAGCUGUGUCGGCCGCGCCGCGUUCGGGAGUGACGCAGGGACCGCCACCGUUGGCGGCAACCUCCUCCCAGUCAACCGCGCCGCGUUCGGGAGUGACGCAGGGACCGCCACCGAUGGCGGCACCCUCCUCCCGAGUGGAAAAGUGUCCGGGAGUGCCGCGGGGCUCACAAGCGAUGCCCCCCUCCCGCCAAAUAUUGCCUACGCAAUACUCGCCGGCGUCGCCAACGGGACCGAACAGCGGGGUCUGUCGUCGAGUGGUCAGACCUCCCAGCACCGCGACACCGGCAACAACUUCAGGCGACGCAGCAACGGAGAGCGUCGUAUCCGCGAGCCAGAACAGGAAAGAGUCAGCGCUCACGGCCAAUCCAAUUGUACACGGGUCCCACAUCACGGACGCCGCUGCCAAAAUCUCGACGACAGAAGAAGGCUCCACACUCCGCGACGGGAUGGCGCCACCAGUACGAGGAUCUUCAAGAAAGUCGAGUCAACAGUCACAACGGCUGUUGCUUAUGGCGCGCCUCAAAGAAGAGCAUCUUCGCGCCAAAGAAGAACAAGCCCGACUCCAAGCAGAGCUCGCCGCCGCCCGCAUCUCAACAUUAGAAGCCGAAGCGCUCGUUGAAGAGGAGGAAGAUGCGCGCACAACACUCACGGAGGACGAGAACGAGCAAUCACAGCGCAUCGACACAUGGCUCAGUCAGCAACGAUCGAUCGCGCUACAGGGAGUCGAAGAAAGAGUAAUGCAGCCAACACACGGAUCACCAGCCACCAUCGAGCAACCGCAACUGGAACUUCCCGCACCAAUAGAACAGCUGAAGCUACCGGCCCCUGCCGCGGCACCGAUUGCCGCACCUGUCGCACCGAAGAGCGACAUCGCCGAACUAGCAGCUGCCAUCGCGACGGCCGCCCGCCAAGCCAGGCCCGGACCAUCGCAUCGGUACUACGGGGAGCUUCCAGUGUACAGUGGAUCGCACCAGGAAUGGCUCUCCUUCAAGGUCGCCUACGCCGAAUCAGCGGACAGCUUCAGCGCCGCAGAGAACACUGCGAGACUUCGGCGUACGUUAAGAGGAAGAGCAAGAGAAGCGGUCGAAAACUUGUUGCUGCAUUACACCGAGCCCGCCGAGAUCAUGCGGACUCUAGAAUCGCGCUUCGGACGUCCAGAAGCAAUCGCCGCAACGGAGCUGGAACGACUGCGCGCGCUGCCACGCUGCACGGACACACCGAGGGACAUCUGCGUAUUCGCGAACAAGGUGAACAACGUCGUCGCCGCUCUGAGGGCCCUCGACCGCGUACAUUAUAUGUACAACCCGGAGCUCACCAACAUCACAUCAGAGAAGCUGCCGUCCACUCUACGCCACCGCUGGUUCGAAUUCUCGGCAACUCAACCGGCGGGAGAACCGGACCUCGUCAAGCUGUCGCGCUUCUUACAGCGCGAGGCGGACCUGUGCAGCCCAUACGCACAGCCGGAACCAGAGACGAGAGUGGAGAACACCAGCGGUCGGCGGAAGAUGGUGAACACGCCUCAGAGGACGCACACCACGCAAGCGAAGGAAGAGAGGAAAUGCGCAGCAUGUCAGAAGCCGGGGCACAUCCCACAAGAUUGUCCCGAAUUCAAGAGAGCAGCCGUCAGCGAGCGCUGGGAUACGGCGAAGCGCGAGAAUUUGUGUUUCCGGUGCCUACGGUUCCGGUCUCGGGGACACGUAUGCAAAAAGAAGAAGUGCGGCGUCGACAGCUGUGAACGCACGCACCACGAGCUGUUGCAUAAGAAGCCAGCAUGGCAGAAGCCGAAAGAAAAAGAAGAGGCGGUCACCUCGACGUGGGCCGCAAGAAGUGCGACAGCCUACCUGAAGAUGGCGCCAAUUACUGUUAUCGGACCGGCGGGAGAAGCAGAUACAUGGGCCCUGCUGGACGACGGGUCGACGAUCUCGCUGAUUGACGAAGACUUCGCGAGACGAGUGGGCGCCAAAGGACCGAUUGAACCCCUCUUCAUCACUGCCAUCGGAGACAAUAAGAUAGACGCAACACGCUCACGACGCGUCCCGCUGAAGCUAUGCGGACGCACGGGGGAACCGCAAGAACUGAACCUACGGACAGUCAACGGCUUAAAAUUAACACCACAGCGACUGAACAUCGAAGUCCUCGCGUCGUGCCAUCACCUCACCGACCUCCGGCAUCACUUCAAAACGAGCUACGCCUCGCCGAAGAUACUGAUCGGCCAAGACAACUGGCACCUGCUGGUGACGGAGGAGAUGCGGACGGGACGACGCGAUCAACCAGUGGCGUCUCGUACUCCGCUCGGGUGGGUCGUGCACGGAGCACACCCGGGAGGCAAGAGACAGCGCGUCAACUUCGUGGCACAUGCGACGACGGUCGACACGAACGUGGACGAAGCCCUCAAGCACUACGUCGCGAUUGAGGGACUCACCGUCGCCGCAAAGACGCCGAAGAACGAUCCGGACGAGCGCGCGCUGAAGAUCCUGCGAGAGACCACUCAACAGCGACCCGACGGCCGCUACGAGACCGCACUGCUGUGGCGUGAGGAGAGCCUGAGAAUGCCCAACAAUUUUGAAGCCGCAAUAAAUCGCCUGACGUCCGUAGAAAAGAAACUGGAGAAGGAUCCAAAUUUGAAAGAGCGCUACAAGCGACAAAUGGACGCACUAGUAGCGAAAGGAUACGCCGAAGUAGCUCCGUCAACGGGGACGAAGGACCGAACCUGGUACCUGCCACACUUCGGCGUAACACAACCAAUGAAGCAGGAGAAGCUUCGCAUCGCGCACAACGCCGCUGCGAAAACUAGAGGGAAGAAGCCCGAACGACUUCCUGCUCACCGACCCGGACCUGCUGCAGUCGCUGCCCGGAGCGAUGAUGCACUUCAGGCAGCACGCCGUUGCCGUCUCCGCGGACAUCGCGGAGAUGUUCAUCCGGAUAGGCGUCCGAAGCGAGGACCGCGAUGCGCUCCGGUACUUGUGGAGGGAGGACCCUUCACGAGAGCCCACAGAAUACCGGACGAGGUCCAUCGUCUUCGGCGCGACAAGGUCACCUGCAACCGCCAUCUAAGUGAAGAACCGACUGCAGUACCCGGACGCCGCCGACCUCAAGCUCCACACGUACGUGGACACCAGCAAGUUCGCCCACGCCGCCGCGUUGUACUGGCGCGUGGAGACGCCCGACGGGGAGAUGAGGACCUCCCUCGCCAAAGCCCGAGUCGCACCCAUGAAGCCAACAUCGGUACCGCGCCUCGAGCUACAAGCCGACGUGAUGGGAAGCCGCAUAGCCGCGGCCGUCACGGGAAAACACUAUAGAAAGCCAGACAGACACGAGUGCUCUGGACCGACAGCGCCACCAUAGAAGAAAACAGCACUGUGGAGGAAUGGCGCUGGGUCCCCACAAGAGAGAAUGUCGCCGACGACGCCACAAGAGGAAUACCCGUCGGCUUUGAAAGAAACCACCGCUGGUUCAUAGGCCCGGAAUACCUAAGACGGCAUCCGGAUGAUUGGCUCGUACAACGGACUGCAAGAAGGGCAGAAGAGACGGGUGAAGAGAAGUGCGCAACGCUCGCCGUGAGCAGAGAGAGCCUCGGCGAAGCGAUCCCGGACCCAAGACGCUUCUCCAAGUGGGAGAAGUACCUGCGUGCAACGGGGCGAAUACUACAAUUCGUCAGCCUAUGCCGCAGGAGUCGCGAGCGCACUCAUUACAAGAGGACCAGGCGGAACCCGCGUUCGGACCCGACGUGGGAGAAGAAUAGAAAGAAGACGACUUCGAAGACCCCGCUGAACACACCGCGGACGCCAGAGCAAGCAGUCAUCCAAUGGAAGACUUUAGACGCCGACACGCUUCGACGCGCCGAGACGCUCAUUUGGCGACAGAGCCAGCGGGCGGCCUUCGAGGAAGAGAUUUUGACGCUCCAGCGAGGGAAACAAAUAUCCCCAGCGAGCCGACUGCGAAACUUGUCCGUAACUUACGCGGACGGGAUAUUGAAAAUUAACGGACGCAUCGGCAACAUAGAGGGAGCUGACGUCAUCACCUCGCCUCUCGUGCUAGACGGAUCCCGACGCGAAACGAGACUGAUGAUAGACUUCAUCCAUAGAAAGAUGCACCACGCCGGAACCGAAGCUACGAUCGCCGAGUGCCGACAGUCGUACUGGUCUUACGCCUACGCCCAGUGACACGGAGCGUGAUCCACAACUGUCUUCCGUGUCGUAUCCGCAAGGACACUCCACCGCGUCCAGCCACAGGCGACCACCCACCGAGCAGACUGGCACACCAUCGGCGACCAUUUACAUACGUGGGCCUCGAUUACUUCGGGCCCUAUCAAGUUACCACCGGCAGAAGCACCCAGAAGCGCUACGUGGCCAUCUUCACAUGUCUCACUGCGCGUGCGGUACACUUAGAACCGGCAGCGAGCCUCAGCACGGACUCAGCGGUGAUGGCACUCCGGCGCAUGAUCGCGCGCCGGGGAGCCCCGACGGAGAUAUGGAGCGACAACGGCACCAAUUUACGAGGUGCCGACAAGGAGCUGCGCCAAGCUAUGGACAAGGCGACUGAGCAUGAAGCGAGCUUAAGACUUAUCCAAUGGCGCUUCAUCCCACCGGGCGCGCCUUUCAUGGGCGGCGCCUGGGAAAGAAUGGUGCGGGCGGUAAAGGCCGCGCUCUCGGCCACGGAACAGCCGAGGCACCCGACGCCCGAAAUAUUUCACACUCUGCUAGCGGAGGCAGAGUUCACAGUGAACAGCCGACCUCUCACUCACGUAUCGGUGAGCGCCGACGAUCCCGACCCUCUAACACCGAACCACUUCCUGCUGGGAGGCCCGGCGCGAGUCCCCGUGCCGGGCAAGUUUGACGACGCCGACCUCAUAGGGCGCGCACACUGGCGCGCAGCUCAACGUCUGGCAGAUGUGUUCUGGAGUCGCUGGCUCCGGGAGUACCUGCCCGACCUGCAGAACCGGCGGGAGCCCCACAGCCGCGGGCCCGCCCUGAAGAUAGGCGACGUCGUGAUAAUAGCAGACGGAACGCUCCCACGGAACACCUGGCCACGAGGGAUCAUCCAGGAGGUUUACCCGGGGGCCGACGGCAUCACUCGAGUGGUCGACGUGCGCACCGCCGGCGGUAUCCUGCGACGCCCGGCAAAGAAGAUCAUCGUGCUGCCCACGAUGUCCGCCGCUCACCAGGGAGGAUGCAGCGACGUGAACGACGCUGCACGGCGGGAGGAUGUUCGCGACGGACAUGAAUAAAUGUAGAAUAGAUAUUAUUCGCGACGGACAUUGAUAGUUUAAAAAUAGAUAGGAAAUAUAGUAAUAGUUAAAUAGAGAUAUGUUCGCAAAGUACAGCGAGAUUUAAUAGAAAUAGACAAUGUCCGUAAAUAGACUGUGUUAGAAAAUAGUUAAAAUAGAGAAUAAAUAGUUAUAAAUGUCCGUAAAUAGAUAGUAUGUGAAAAAUAGCUGUGAAAUAAAUAGAGAGAAUGUAAAUAGAAAUAAGUAAUUUGUAAAUAUUUUGUUUGAAAAUAAAGAUUGGUCCUCGUGGUCUUUAAUUUGGCGUGGGAACGCAGGAGCGAGUCACAAUACGGGCAACUAAUAGAGCGACUAGGCAAACAAUAGGCGAGCGAGGCGGCCGAGAGAACAAUAGACGCCCACCGUGCUCGGACUCAUAAUAGCGCUGGCCGAGUGCGUGUGGGCGACCAUAAAUAAGGGGCCUACCUCGCUGCAAAUUCAGUUCGAGACAGCGAGCCGACGAGUCAAGACCUCUCCAGAAGAAGAGGAGAGAGCCGUCGAAGAAGAAGAGACUCGCUCCUACGCCCUGCGCCGGUCAAGCCACGAGGACCGUGUGAACGCCAUACUUGAAGCCUUCGUUAUUUUCCUCGAACCAAUCCCAGCACCCGUUCCGCGACAGCCACUGCGGCAAUACUCGAGCCACCACGUUUCAACGAGAGUAAGAAGUCUAAAAAUCACACGUGGUGGCCGAAACCUGAGCGGUGGCCGUCCGGAAUAACUACUUUGUGCUACACUGUACUAUACCACAACGUGUGCAUACUAAUUGAAUGCUUGAUGUGUUCAUGUAUGGUGAAGGUUCAGGAAUGUGUUCAGAGGGCCAGGGCUUGGGCGAGAUCCGUCUCCCUGGCCCCCGCUCGACGGCGGCGAGAUUAUGCGUCUCUCACGCGCCCCGCCGCGCCGCCUCCUUCUGCGAGAUGGUGUCGCAGAAGUCGAGCAUCGCCUUCCACGACUCAUCGUCGCCGAGCAUCGAUGCCACAACAGAAUGACGUAAACUCUAUUUAAAUAGAUGUCAUUAAGAAUAAAAGACAGUUCAUUCACCUCGAAUGACUUACGUGACACUUCAUGAAAUUGAAUCACUAAUUAUCUCGUAUUAUUAAUAUGGGCUACGAAUAUUUCAACUAGUUAAACCUAGCGGUGGCCGUGAUAUUUGUAUAUAAUUUAAAAAAAGGCCGUAUUAGUAAAUAAAUAUUAAGAUGCUCUA
Molecule: messenger RNA, 7072 nt
Organism: Bombyx mori (domestic silkworm)
Lineage: Eukaryota; Metazoa; Arthropoda; Insecta; Lepidoptera; Bombycidae
Exons: 2
Coding region: 512-3907 (1131 amino acids)
Molecular function (GO): nucleic acid binding; zinc ion binding
Source: RefSeq, a predicted model, not a curated record